AUGGACAACAUGGUACAUAGAGAAUCAUCAAAGCUUAGUUCUUCUGAGGAGAAACUUGCAGAAGCAACAGCUUUGCGGAAUUGUAGUUAUACCAUUGCUCCUAUGGAGCCGCGGAAGUCCAGGCGUCUUAAAGUUGCAGCGGUGAGUGAGACAUCGGUUUCCUUGCGGCUCAGACUGAGAACAAAUCAGAAGGAGGUCCAUGUUGAGAGUUGCGAGAACAUGAAUGUUUCUGAUGGUUUUGUUCCAUCUUCUGAAGCUGAGGUUGUGGGAGAGCGAGACCACUUGAAAUCUGUUGAUGAGAAGCUUUGUAAUGACAUGGAUGUCGGAGGAACCGAAGGAGAUGAAUCUCAUCGAGAUAACAUGCAAAAACUGAAGAAAGAUAUGAAUCUGCCAAAGAACACAAGUGACCAAAAUAUGGCUGAUGUGGUGGAGGUUCAGCCUCUGAGCUAUUGCUUGCCAGAAGAAGUUGGAAAUUCUGUUUGCAGGCGACGCAUGGUUGGGACAAGGCAGCUUCGCGGAAGAAAGAUUCCUAUAGUAAGAGACUUUCCUCCAAAUAUCCGGAGCAAUUUUUCAAGGACUGAAAAGACCGUGAAGGUUGCUAUAUCGAAGAAAAAUAAAAACUUGGUUCUUGAAAAAUCAGAUUCUAGAGACCAUUUGGAUCAAUCUCUUACUAAAAACAUAUCACUAGAGGGUUUGGAACCAUUGGAACUUGAGAAGUCAAAGGUUACAUUUCAAAAACCAAUUGAGGUUGCAAGUAGAAGAAUUACGAGGAAAGGGCUUGCAGUGCCUUCACCCUUGAAGCUUUCCAAGAAUAUGAAUGGAGAGUAUGGUGAAGGAUCUAGGAUGAAGAAUAGUGGGAAGGAUAUCCAAGAUAAAGAGAGCUUCGCUCCUUUGUGUCCUAGUGGUUCAAGCUCCGGGUAUAGUGCUCGGUACAAAGUUAAGGAAACUCUAUGUCUUUUCUAUGCUGCUCGUAGAAAAAUUUUGGGGGAGGUAGAAGCAAGGCCUAGGGAAAAAAAAGGUAGCAAAUUCAGAGUGGAUUAUGAGGCUUUGCAGCUUCUCAAGAGUAAAGGUCAAUGUCUUAACAAUGGUGAUCCGGUUAUAGGACAUGUGCCUGGUGUUGUGGUUGGCGAUGAAUUUCAAUAUAGAAUGGAGCUGAACAUUCUUGGUAUUCAUAGACCAAAUCAAGGCGGUAUUGAUUAUAUAAAAGAGAACGAAGAACUAGUUGCUACAAGUAUUGUAUCGUCUGGAUGUUAUGAUGACGAGGUUGAUAACUUGGAUUUCGUGAUCUACACGGGUCAAGGCGGAAAUGCGAUGAAAGGACAGAAAAAGGGACAGCAAAACCUUAAACCCAAAGACCAACAGCUUGUAACGGGAAAUCUCGCCUUGGUAAACAGUAAAGCCAAGAAGAACCCCGUGCGAGUCAUACGAGGCAACAAAAAGACGCCUUCAUCAGGUGAUGAAAAAAAUUAUGUUUACGAUGGAUUGUAUCUGGUGGAAGAGUACUGGAAAGAAACCGGGUCUCAUGGUAAGCACGUCUACAAGUUCAGACUGCGGCGUAUGCCUGGACAACCCGAGCUUUUCUCGAAAGUGGUGAAGAAAUCAAAGCAAUCUAAGUUACGAGCUGGUCGUUGCAAUGUUGAUCUCUCAGGAGAGAAAGAGAGGUUUCCCAUAUACGCUGUGAAUGAUUUAGACGACGAGAAACUACCGCCGUUUAUCUACACGGUUGAAAUGAUAUAUCCGGAUUGGUGCCGCCCAAUUCCUCCAAGGGGCUGCGGUUGCACAAAACGCUGCUCUGAAUCAAAAAACUGUGCAUGCGUUGCAAAAAACGGUGGAGAGUUACCAUACAAUCACAACGGAGCCAUUGUUAAUGCAAAGCCUGUGGUGUAUGAGUGUGGCCCACUCUGCAAAUGCCCGCCUUCUUGCUACCUCCGAGCCACACAACAAGGGCUUAAGUUCCAGUUAGAGAUCUUCAAAACCGAGUCAAGAGGCUGGGGAGUGAGAUCGAUAAACUCGAUUCCUUCCGGAAGCUUCAUUUGUGAGUAUGCAGGAGAGCUUCUAGAGGACAAAGAAGCUGAAAGACUGACUGGGGAAGACGAGUAUCUAUUUGACAUUGACAAGGAGGAUGAGAUGAGCGGGUUCGUCAUAGACGCUGCAAAGAAAGGGAACAUAGGGAGGUUUAUAAACCAUAGCUGCUCGCCAAAUCUGUACGCACAAGAAGUAUUGUACGACCAUGAGGAAAAGAGAAUCCCUCACAUUAUGUUCUUUGCAGGUGACAAUAUACCUCCACUUGAAGAACUCUCGUACGAUUACAAUUAUAAGAUCGAUCAGAAAGCAAGGAAAGCAGGUGUACAUGAGGUUGUGAAAGUGGAAGAGAGAAUCAAGAGAGUGGUGAUGGCUUCAAACAGAGCAGCCAGUGUCGCUAGAGUUGCAGCCGUGAAGGCUGGCCAAUCACAAACCUUGCGCAGUAGUGGCGGCGAUCUUGGAACCGAAUGUUGA
Messenger RNA from Arabis nemorensis, 2496 nucleotides. NCBI's taxonomy places the organism in Eukaryota, Viridiplantae, Streptophyta, Magnoliopsida, Brassicales, Brassicaceae. The record is from the annotation of a GenBank genome assembly.